Messenger RNA from Coffea eugenioides, 1830 nucleotides. RefSeq names its product protein DETOXIFICATION 27-like. Gene Ontology annotation, cellular component: membrane. The transcript is spliced from 8 exons. The record is from RefSeq and is a predicted model, not a curated record. Gene Ontology annotation, molecular function: antiporter activity; xenobiotic transmembrane transporter activity. Gene Ontology annotation, biological process: xenobiotic detoxification by transmembrane export across the plasma membrane. The coding region runs from base 11 to 1489 and encodes 492 amino acids. NCBI's taxonomy places the organism in Eukaryota, Viridiplantae, Streptophyta, Magnoliopsida, Gentianales, Rubiaceae.
CUCUCAAAAAAUGACACCCGCGGAGGAGCCUUUGCUUAGUUCAACCUCUGACGAUAACCAGCUCCGCUUCCACACCUCCCACCACCAGCAGCUCCAGCACCAACGAGAUGAAGAAUCAUUGGAUGAAACCCAAAGCCUCGUUCAAGAAAUAUGGUUAGAAAACAAGAAAAUAUGGCAAAUUGCGGGUCCUUCUAGCUUCGCCCGAGUAGCUAUGUUCUCACUCACCGUCAUCACCCAAUCUUUCGCCGGCCAUCUCGGCAACCGUGACCUCGCCGCUAUCUCCAUUGUCACCACCGUCCUGAUCUCCAUUACCUUCGGCUUCCUGCUGGGUAUGGCUAGUGCACUCGAAACACUGUGUGGAAAAGCCUAUGGAGCUAAACAAUACCACAUGUUGGGUAUAUAUUUGCAGCGGUCAUGGGUUGUUUUAUCCAUUAGCUCCAUAGUUCUGUUGCCUCUUUUUCUAUUUGCUACACCCAUAAUAAAGUUCACGGGGCAGUCAGAAGCAGUAUCUGAACUAACAGGUGAGGUGGCUCUGUGGCUUAUUCCAAUGCACUUAAGCUUCCCCUUUCAGUUUACGUUGAUGAGAUUCUUGCAAUGCCAGUUGAAGACGGGGAUGAUUGCUUGGCUGUCUGGUGGGGUGCUUGUCGUCCAUGUGCUAUUGAGUUGGAUAUUUGUUGGUUGCAUGAGAGUUGGAAUUACUGGUGCUGCAGUUAUACUUGAUCUUUCUUGGUGGCUUUCUGUCGUGGGAUUGUUUAGUUAUAGUGUAUUUGGUGGGUGCCCUCAUUCUUGGACUGGAUUUUCCAAGCAAGCAUUUCAUGGGCUUUGGGAGUUCUUCAAACUCUCUUUUGCUUCUGGUGUCAUGCUCUCAUUGGAGAAUUUCUUUUAUAGAGUGCUGAUUAUUGUCUCAGGGAAUAUGGAAUUUGCUGAGGUUGCUGUUGAUGCCCUGUCAAUCUGCAUUACGAUGUAUGCUUGGGAAUCCAUGAUCCCUCUUGGGUUUUUUGCUGCAACUGGGGUGCGGGUGGCAUAUGAACUUGGGGCAGAAAGCAAUAGAGGUGCCAAGUUUGCUACCAAAGUGUCAUUGUUAAACGCUAUAGCAUUGGGUGUCAUGUUUUCUUUACUUGUCAUGAUAGUCCCUGACAAGCUUGCAAUGAUCUUCACAUCAAGUAGUUCUGUCACAAAGAUGGUUCAUGAGCUUUCACCCUUUUUAGCGAUUACCAUUCUUGUCAAUGGAAUCCAGUCCAUUCUUUCAGGAGUAGCUGUUGGAUAUGGCUGGCAAGCACCGGUGGCAUUUGUGAAUGUAGGAAGCUAUUACAUUGUUGGAAUGCCUCUUGGGAUUGUCUUGGGAUGGUGUCUGAAGUUUGGAAUCAAGGGCAUCUGGGCUGGAAUGAUAAUUGGGACCAUUGUUCAGACAUUUAUUCUCGUCAUUAUCACAAUCAGGUUUCAAGGGGAAAACGAGGCACAGCACGAUUCGAUUCAAGUGAAGAUUUGACGGGCUUCCAACUACUUAAACUGCAAAUUCAUCUGCCAAAUUAUGGACUAGUCAACUUGAAAAUUAUCCAGAACUUCUAAUGCAUGGCUGCAAACCCCAGCAUUUCUUGAGAUCAAAGCGGACAAUCACAGAUGACAUUUCAAAUACGUGGAGCUAUGAUGCUGUUUUUUGGCUUCCACAGGAUAUGCUGUUAGAGAGCCAUCUCAAAUUCAAUUAUAUAUAGAUAUAUAUAUUCCUUUUGGACAAACUUCGGUAACCUCGUAUUGUUAUUUUGCUUGGUGCUUAUAACUCUCAAGUCAUCUGUACUAGUCUGAAUAUUCUUUGAAAGAAAUCAACUGGGA